UCGGUCACCUGACCGACAGCAGCCAAUCAACUGGGCCGGAGAAAAAGACGAACCGCUGCAGUCAGUGACUAGUACCGCGGACCCGAGAGAGGACUGACAGGGGCGAGAGGGACGGUUUUAAAAUCCGCAAUGCCGAAUAAAACGAAAAAGGAGAAGGAAACUACAAAAUCAGGAAAAGUGGCGAAAACUGGAAACAAAGAUGCACAAGAAACAGAGAACGAGAGCUGGAGGCAGAAGAACAGCAAUCACCUCCCACCCACAACGCAGUUGAUAAAGGGCAAGCAGUCCAGCUCGCAUUCUUCCGUCAGGAAGGACAAGAGGCCUGGCUCAUCCAGAUUCACCCUGAGCAACAACCGGGAGCUCCAGAAGUUACCUCUUUUCAAAGAUGUCUCCCCGGCAGAGCAGGAGAAGCUCUUUGUGCAGAAGCUGAGGCAGUGCUGCGUGCUCUUCGACUUCGUAUCGGACCCGCUGAGCGACCUAAAAUGGAAGGAGGUGAAGAGGGCGGCGCUCAGCGAGAUGGUGGAGUACAUCACGCACAACCGAAACGUCGUCACGGAGCCCAUCUACCCCGAGGUGGUGCACAUGUUUGCUGUGAACAUGUUCAGGACUCUGCCGCCAUCAUCCAAUCCCACGGGGGCGGAGUUUGAUCCAGAGGAGGAUGAGCCGACGCUUGAGGCUGCCUGGCCGCACCUGCAGCUUGUGUACGAGUUCUUCCUUAGAUUCUUGGAGUCCCCAGACUUCCAGCCAAACGUAGCUAAGAAGUACAUCGACCAGAAGUUUGUCAUGCAGCUGCUGGAGCUGUUUGACAGCGAGGACCCCCGGGAGAGAGACUUCCUGAAGACCACGCUACAUCGCAUUUACGGCAAAUUCCUGGGGCUGCGUGCUUACAUCAGGAAACAGAUCAACAAUAUAUUUUAUAGGUUCAUUUACGAGACGGAGCACCAUAAUGGAAUUGCAGAGUUAUUGGAGAUAUUGGGCAGUAUAAUCAAUGGCUUUGCCUUACCACUCAAAGAGGAGCACAAGAUUUUUCUGUUAAAAGUCCUGUUGCCGUUGCACAAAGUCAAGUCACUCAGUGUCUACCAUCCGCAGCUGGCGUACUGCGUGGUGCAGUUCCUUGAGAAGGACAGCACACUCACUGAACCAGUUGUCAUGGCUCUUCUGAAGUACUGGCCAAAGACCCACAGCCCAAAGGAAGUGAUGUUCCUCAACGAGCUGGAGGAGAUCUUGGAUGUGAUCGAGCCCUCAGAGUUCGUGAAGGUCAUGGAGCCUCUUUUUCGGCAGCUGGCCAAGUGUGUCUCAAGUCCGCACUUUCAGGUUGCAGAGCGAGCCCUGUAUUACUGGAACAACGAGUACAUCAUGAGCCUGAUCAGCGACAACGCGGCCAAGAUCCUCCCCAUUAUGUUCCCGGCUCUGUACCGCAACUCCAAGACCCACUGGAACAAGACCAUCCAUGGGCUGAUCUAUAAUGCUCUGAAGCUCUUCAUGGAGAUGAACCAGAAACUGUUUGAUGAUUGUACCCAACAGUACAGGGCAGAGAAGAAUAAAGAAAAGGCUAAAUCGAAAGAGAGGGAAGAGGCCUGGCUGAAGAUUGAAAAUCUGGCAAAAUCGAACCCACAGUUCCUUGUGUGUGCUGAUUCUUCUGGCCUCAGUAGUCCAGUAGAUAUGGAAACAGAUGGUCCAUUGAUAGAAGAUGUUCAGAUGUUAAGAAAGACUGUAGAGGAAGAAGCGACUCAGCUGCAGAGGGACCAGUACCUGGAGCGGCCCCUAAUGCGGCGCAAGUCUGAGCUGCCUCAAGAUAUCUACACCGUCAAAGCCUUGGAGACCCACCGCCGCGCUGAGGACAUGUUCACCCCUCACGAUGGGCGCUAGGCCCCUCCCUGCCAUCUGGAUCAGCUGCAACACUGACACAGGACCAGCUGGGUGUGUCCCAAGGAUGCCACCUUCUAUGGACCCGCCCCUUUGUGGGCCAGCCCCGCCCCCUGCUCCAAUCAAGCUUUCUCGUUCCGCUUUCUCAGGUGUUCUGUUACGAUGUUUUUCUCUGCCCCCUGCCCUCCCUAUGACUUUCGUUUUUCUUUAUUUUGUUUUGUGCCUGAUCGUGGCGUUACACAGGAGAUGACCUGUUGGUGGAGAGCCCAGUUUAGUGCAGCAUGUGGUAUGGGAAAGGGCUGAGCUGUUUGGUUUUCUCAUUCUCUCCUUCUCACAUUGAGAACUGGCCGAGAGCUGCUGCUGUGGGACCUGCCGCUCCUUCACACGUGCAGCCCAAGGAAAGCAGUCUUUGUGAAGAGCUCUGUGUUAUUUCCAAUACAUGUUUUAAUACUUUGUUUUCUACUGGGGAUAUUCAGCUCUUUUCGCCUUCAGAUCCAAAUAGGAAUCUCUUCCUUUAGAGAGUGUGUCCUGACCUUCGGCCCGUCCAGCAGCAGUCCGUUCAGCAAACUCCUAGAGCCCCCGUCUGACUCCCUCUGCUCAGUUUUAUUUGUGCCAUGAUUUUAUUUUUUAAACUUUCCAUUCAUGCAUCUGUGCAGCUUCGCUCUGAACUGAUGUACAUAUUGGUGGUUCAAACAAUGGUACAUUGCUAUAGCAGGGAGCAACAGUUUGGGGCUUGUUGGCAAAACGUUACAUGUCUGUAUAAAUAUCUAAAUAUUUUUUUUGUAUAAAGUGUAAUUUUUUUUUUUUUUUUUUACAUUUUAGCAACAAGCUCUUAUUUUAUUUAUUGUAUUUUUAAAAAAUUCCUUUAUACUGCAGCUCCAGUGGCCUUGCAGAUUGGCGUCUGACUAGAGGGGAGGCAUUUAGUGAGCUUAGUCCCGUGGAAUUCUGCGCAAUACGGAGCUGGAUUCCUGCAAACCGAGUGUCAGUCUCAAUAUUGACGUGGCAAAUGGAUGAAAAUGUCUUUAACCUUUCUGGUGUUUGGGACCGAUUCUGGAGUUAUAAUGUUUCAUUAAAUCUCAUUUCCUGUGUGGCAACUAGAAAACCUUAAGCUGCCGCUUAGCCCCCACUCCGUAUGUUUCUCUUAUUCAGUUAGCAGCCAAUAUGAUUGACAUAGUGAGCAGGUUGGGGGGGGGCGCUAUUCAGGAGCCCCUGGGAGUAACUGGAGCAAAGGGUAUGUAUGCCACCAAAGCGGCCAUCUGAGCUGUAAGUCAUGACUACAAGAAUGUUCCUGGUGCUCUGUUCUACCUACACUGAGGCAAGGAGCUCUUUGUGUGUGUGUGUGUGUGUGUGUGUGUGUGUGUGUGUGUGUGUGUGUGUGUGUGUGUGUGUGUGUGUGUGUGUGUGUGUGUGUGUGUGUGUGUGUGUGUGUGUGUGUGUGUGUGUGUGUGUGUGUGUGUGCGUGCCUGCCUUUGGGACGGAGAGAUUAGGGAACGGUAUUGGACGAAAUAAAACUAAACCUUUUAUGUUUCUUUUUAAAUUUGACCAUACAUUUGCACAUGUUGAAAUCAGCUCAAGCCUGAUUUGUGACAGUUUGCAAAAGGCUGAACUUGCGAAGAGCCUGUCGAAUUAACUAGAGAGCACUUCCUGUAAAACUUGAACCGGCGUUUUGAUUCUUGUGUCCUUUAGCUGGCUCCGUCUGUCCGCCGUCUGUCCUGUCUGACUGAUUUUUGUUAUUUUCUAAAAUGUAAAUGACACCAUCCUCUUCCAGGCUGUUCUGGAUGAUAAAGGUGCUCCAUCUCCCCGUC
This is a messenger RNA of Brienomyrus brachyistius, 3671 nucleotides long. Its product is annotated as serine/threonine-protein phosphatase 2A 56 kDa regulatory subunit gamma isoform-like. Gene Ontology annotation, cellular component: cytosol; nucleus; protein phosphatase type 2A complex. The coding region runs from base 130 to 1869 and encodes 579 amino acids. NCBI's taxonomy places the organism in Eukaryota, Metazoa, Chordata, Actinopteri, Osteoglossiformes, Mormyridae. The record is from RefSeq and is a predicted model, not a curated record. Gene Ontology annotation, biological process: signal transduction; protein dephosphorylation. Gene Ontology annotation, molecular function: protein phosphatase activator activity. The transcript has 16 exons.